AUGCUCUCCGCGUUUACAGCCCGCCCGAUUAUCGAGCUCCGGCAGCGAGACAAGUCCAAGAUUGAGACUAUUCUGGCACAUGGCGACCGUAUUCUCGUCGGACUCAACAGUGGCGCUCUGCGCGUCUACAGAUUGAAUGAUCCUUCCUGGCACCAAGCAGCUGAAUCGCCAUCAACCAUCGAUCGCGGAGCCGGCAAUGCAAGGCCCGCACAGAACGGGAGUCCACCAGCCUCGCGACCGUUAGGCAAACCCACAGACUUGCUACGUGAGGUAGAGAAGUUCUCGACACGUGCCAUCGAUCAACUCGCAAUCAUCAAGGAAGCCAAUAUCAUCAUCUCCCUGUCGAACUACUACGUGUCGCUGCACGACCUACAGAAUUACGACCAUAUAGAAACCCUAGACCGGACAAAAAAUGCCUCGUGCUUUGCCGUGACGUCCAACAUCAUCAAGGACCAAGACACGGGGAUUCCGGAAAUCAUCAGCCGGUUGGCAGUCGCGGUGAAGCGAAGACUCUUGUUGUGGAAUUGGCAUGAAAGCGAGCUUAGCGAGGAUGUGGCGGAAAUCGUCCUCUCGGAAUCUAUCCGAUCCAUCACUUGGGCCAACGCAACAAAGCUCGUAUGUGGGAUGAACAGUGGCUAUGUUGUUGUUGAUGUUCUUUCUCGGGACGUCAUCGACAUUGUGAGCCCAGGCGCAGUUGGCAUCAACGGCCAGGGAAGUCGGUUUGGGGCUGUGAGCACAGCUGGCAUGGGCUACAUGGGCUUGGGAGGAUAUACCCCGAAACCGCUGGCCACGAGGCUUUCCGAGGGCCAGCUGUUACUCGCAAAGGACAUUAAUACCAUGUUUGUCAACGAUAGUGGCAAGCCGCUCGAGAAGCGGCAAAUACCGUGGACAUCGACCCCCGAGUCCAUCGGAUAUUCAUACCCGUACAUUUUGGCACUGCAGCCUCCUGCCAAGGGGUCUUUGGAAGUUCGCAACCCGGAUACGUUGUCCUUGAUGCAGACUGUGUUGCUUCCUGGAGCCGCCCAACUUCAUUUCCCUCCCCCGACGGUCAGCUUGGCGCACGCCGGGAAGGGGUUCCAUGUCUCUAGCGAUCGAUGCGUGUGGAAGAUGGACGCCACCGAUUACGAUUCCCAAGUUGCAGAACUCAUCCAGAGCGGCAACUUUGACGAAGCAAUUAGUGUUCUGAACAUGCUCGAGGAUGCUUUGCUCAAAGACAAAGUCGAUACUUUGCGAGAAGUCAAAAUGCUCAAGGCGGAGAUGCUGUUUAAGAAGAAAAAGUUCCGCCGGGCAAUGGACUUGAUGAACGAGGAUGACGUUCACGCACCGCCGGAGAGGGUUUUGCGAUUAUUUCCUCCAGUUAUAUCUGGAAACUGGUCACAAUGGGCAGAAGACGCACAAGACGAUGAUGCGGAUGCGAAUACAGCCAAGACUACCAACGGCGAAAGACCAGACGGUCGCGAGGGUGAGGGUGGUGGUGCUACUUCUGCAGCAAAUGUUGGCGGUUUUGCAAAGUUGUUCUUGAGCAGUCAUAAGAAGGCUGCAUCAGACGCUGCGUCGGUCGCCUCCAAAAAGGACGGGGCUGACGUGGAGGGUACGGACAUCGCCAAGCAAGUACAUGGCACCGAUGACAAACCUCUCGAGGGUAAGGACCUCAAGAACGCCGUCUUGGAACUCAACAGCUACUUGGCCGGUACCAGAGCCAGGCUCCAACGUUACAUCGACCCUGUGACGGGAAAGUUGAGGGAUCAAGAAGAUGGGAAACGGACUGUUGAGGAAGCGGCGGAGCGAUUCCUGAGAAGCACACAGACAGAGUCGGAAAAGAAGCUGGAGGAAGAACUUCGGAACACGUUCCGCUUGGUUGACACGACCCUUUUCAGAGCCUACAUGUUCUCGCAACCUUCGUUGGCGGGCUCGCUCUUCCGAAUACCGAAUUUCUGCGACCCGGAAGUGGUGAACGAAGCGUUGCUGGCGCACAACAGAUAUACCGAGCUGAUUGACUUCUUCUACGGCAAGAAACUGCACAGGCAGGCUUUGGGUCUUCUCCAUAGGUUUGGGUCACCGACAAAGCCUGAUGAAGCAGCACCGACUUUGCACGGGCCGGAUCGCACAAUCGAGUACCUGAAGAACUUGCCGCCCUCUGAGAUCGAUCUCAUUAUUGAACACGCUGGGUGGGCACUUGAGAGCAGCCCGGCGUACGGCAUGGAAAUCUUCACUGGAGACACAGAAAAUGCGGAAACAUUACCUCGCGACAGAGUCAUAGCAUUUCUUCGAACUGUCGAUCAUCGGCUGGAGAGACUGUAUCUAGAGCACAUCAUCAACGAGUUGGAUGACACAACGCACGACUUUCAUAAUCGGCUGGUGAAACUGUAUGUCGAGGCCCUUGAAGGGAUGAAGAAGAAUGAGGAAUGGGACGAAAUCAUGACCAAGUUUGUGACGUUCCUACGUGACUCUCGGCAGGUAUACAGCCUCACGAGGGCGCUGGGGAUGAUUCCCAAAGAAGAUCCGUCAUUCUAUGAAGCGCAGGCCGUUAUUCUGAGCAACAUGGGCCAGCACAGGAAAGCACUGGAGAUAUACGUGUUCAAGAUGCAAGACUAUGCAAAAGCAGAAGAGUAUUGCAACCGAGUGUACAAGUCACAGGAUGCGACGCUAUCAUCACCGUUGAACGCCAAGGAUAGUGCAUCGGUUGACACGGACGACUCGACACAGUCAAUCUACCACAUACUAUUAUCAUUGUAUCUCAAGCCGGCGCCGCCGCAGGUGGCGCAACUGGGGCCAGCUUUGGAUCUUUUGUCCAAACAUGGCUCUCGACUUCCAGCCACAUCAACCCUCAGCCUGAUUCCCGACGAUCUUCCCGUCCACUCCCUGGAAUCCUACUUCCGCGGGCGCAUACGAUCCGCGAACAGCCUGGUCAACGAGUCUCGGAUCAUUGCUGGCUUGCGAAAAGCCGAGCAGAUUGCUAUUGCAGCACGCCUGAAUGUUGGCGACGGUGAAAUCAGCGGCCAGGGCGGGCGAAACCGGCAUGUCACCAUCACUGAUGAGCGUCACUGUUUUGUCUGCCACAAGAAGCUGGGCGGAGGCAUGCGAUUUGGUGGAAGCGUCGUGGCCGUCUUGCCCGACAAUAGCGUGGUGCAUUACGGCUGUUUGAACAGGGCGUUGGGUCAAAAAAAGGCUGAUGGUUGA
Metarhizium album ARSEF 1941 is the source of this 3180-nucleotide messenger RNA. Its product is annotated as AvaB protein. Gene Ontology annotation, cellular component: fungal-type vacuole membrane; cytoplasm. The transcript is spliced from 4 exons. The record is from RefSeq and is a predicted model, not a curated record. Lineage: Eukaryota; Fungi; Ascomycota; Sordariomycetes; Hypocreales; Clavicipitaceae. The coding region runs from base 1 to 3180 and encodes 1059 amino acids. Gene Ontology annotation, molecular function: protein binding. Gene Ontology annotation, biological process: intracellular protein transport; autophagy; endosomal vesicle fusion.